Messenger RNA from Magnolia sinica, 2873 nucleotides. RefSeq names its product ribosome biogenesis protein WDR12 homolog. Gene Ontology annotation, biological process: ribosome biogenesis. Gene Ontology annotation, molecular function: protein binding. The record is from RefSeq and is a predicted model, not a curated record. Gene Ontology annotation, cellular component: preribosome, large subunit precursor. NCBI's taxonomy places the organism in Eukaryota, Viridiplantae, Streptophyta, Magnoliopsida, Magnoliales, Magnoliaceae. The transcript has 14 exons. Bases 290 to 1627 code for a protein of 445 amino acids.
AAACAUAUAUGCUAUUGGUGACCUGUCUUUAACGUUUUUCUGUAUUUGAAUAUUUGUAUUUUUAUAGAAACAAUGGCAAUUGGCUUGCCAAUUUGGCAGCACGACUGCUACUUGAUGAAACAAAGCCUUGAGUUUUAGUCACUCUACCGAGUGCCCUUCAAGUUCUUAGCCUCUGUAAAUUUUUUCUUUUAUUGAGAAGUAGCCUCUGCAACUAUUGUUUACUCACCCAAAGAAAGAGGAGAGAAAAAGAACAAGUCAAAGGAUUAUUUAUUUAUUUUUAUUUCUUAACAUGUUUCCUUUUUAUGCAGUAAUGGAGAUUGACGGGAGUGUUGUAGAAGCUACUAGGCAGGUCCGGGUACGCUUUGUUACUAAGCUCCCGACUCCUCUGAAAGCCCCCACAGCUUCCAUUGCGGUCCCCUCCAACCUUACCAGAAUGGGCCUCUCAGAGAUUGUCAACCUUCUUCUGAAAAAUGGAAAUCCUCACUGUCAACCUCAACCUUUUGAUUUUCUAAUUGAUGGUGAGCUAGUUCGGAUGUCACUUGAAGAGUUUCUUCUUGCCAAGGGCAUAUCUGCGGAGAAGAUACUUGAAAUUGAAUACAUUAAGGCUGUUGCACCACGAAAGCAAGAGGAACCUUGUUUGCAUGAUGAUUGGGUUAGUGCACUUGAUGGUUCUAGUCCCAGCUUCAUAUUGACAGGGUGCUAUGACAGUUACGGAAGGAUAUGGAAAGCUGGUGGUUUGUGCACGCACACUCUAGCAGGCCACAGCGAUGCAAUUACUUCUGUCAGUAUCAUCAAUCCGAAAGGUGCUGAGAGUGGUAGCAUCAUCCGUCUUGUCACCGCUUCAAAAGAUCGCACAUUGAGGUUGUGGAAGUUUGAUGCAGAUGAGCCUUUGAAUCAUACUACAAAUAUUACUGCAUUCAAAAUUCUGAGUGGGCAUACGUCUUCCGUCCAAAGCGUCUCAUCUGGUCCUUCGGAGGAGAUGGUAUGUUCUGGUUCCUGGGACUGUUCUAUCAAGUUGUGGAAAACAGAUUAUGAUGCCGAAGGUGAUCUAGCAAUAAAGAAGAGAAAGGUGGAUGCUAAUACAAGCUUAUAUGAAGAAUCCCAAUUAGAGGGGGGUGCUGUUUCAACACUUGUGGGCCACACACAAUGUGUGUCGUCUGUGAUCUGGCCAGAACAUCAAACUAUAUAUUCCACAUCUUGGGAUCACUCUCUCAGAAGAUGGGAUGUUGAAACGGGCAAAGACUCCUUGAACUUGGUUUGUGGGAAAGUCCUCAACUGCCUUGAUGUUGGUGGUGAAGGCUCUGCACUCAUUGCUGCUGGUGGCUCUGACCCCGUUCUUAGGAUAUGGGAUCCCCGUAAACCAGGUACUCUGGCUCCCACUUUUCAGUUCUCAUCUCACUCAUCAUGGAUCACAGCUUGCAAGUGGCAUACCAAGUCAUGGUUUCAUUUGCUUUCAGCAUCUUAUGAUGGAAAGGUGAUGCUGUGGGAUUUGAGAACAGCGUGGCCGCUGGCAGUAAUUGAUUCACACAAAGACAAGGUGCUAUGUGCUGACUGGUGGAAAGGUGAUAGUAUAAUCAGUGGCGGUGCUGACUCGAAGCUUUGCAUUUCUUCUGAAAUUUCUGUCUAAGCAAGAUGAAAAAAAUGCCUUGACUAUUACACAAGGAGACGCUGAAGAUGCAAUUCCUUACUGGUGCCAACAUUCCAUGUGUAUGGAAUUCAGGCUGAUCCCAAGAUCCUGAUGUUCCACUCAGCGAGUGGGCAUGCGUGUAUAGAAUGUAGGGCAUCGGCCAUCUUCUUUCUAACCUUCCGCUUAAGGGUGAUGGCAAUGGGCCAGGUUCAGAUCGAUUCGGGGUCAACCCAAGCCCAACCCGAUUAUUAAUCAGGCAAAUAGUCAGGCCCUGGCCCAGUUCCUUUACUAAUUGGUCCUAUUUCAGGUCCAGCAUGUCCAUCAACAUCAUAAUUGAUUCCUCAAUUGGGCUUUAAAAGAAAAUAGUGUGGAACUUAGGGCUGGGCUGGAUCUAUUUAUUAAUUGGGCUUCAAAUCGACACCCAGAUGUGACCCGUGGACCUCUAUUACAGCCUCUAGCCUGACCUGCAUCUGGCCAGUGGCUAAAACCAACUGGGCCAGCCCAACCUCUUGCCACCCUAAUGUCCCCACAACCCGAUUGAGAAUCAGCCUAUUUUUUGGAUUAGUACUUGUUUACAGUGAUCCCAAUGAGUUGUCCAGAUAUUGCACGCGUGUUCUACAUUGCCAUAUUUGCUGAAUUGCCUCUUCAAUCUUCGUGUGGAUCUAACUGCAUAUAUGUAUCAUCAUCAUUGUAGCCUUGUCCGGGCUAUUUGAGUCGGUUUCCUGUUUCCUUGUGUGUUUGGCCCCUGUUUUGAAUAGAGAGAAUCCAACAUGUGGGCAUGGGAAACCCCUACGGAAUCCUCAGGAAAUAGAAAGCUACUGAAUCCAACAGUAAUUCCCUUGUUCGGUUGGGAAUGCAGUUUUGCACGGAAAUGUUGAAAGGUCACCUGUCAAAUGUGAGAAUUUGUCUCUUAUGAUCUUGGAAAUCUAUGUUUGACAUAAGUUUCUCCUUUUUUGAGUAAAACCUUGGUAUGGAAAUCAAAUUCCAUAGGUUUUUUUUUUUCCCUCAAGAAGGUAAAGGUAGAUUUCCAUGGAAAUCAAUUUCUUUUCCAAGGUUUUCGUCUUCACCAAACAAGGAACAGGCCCUUAGAUGAGGAAUUGUAUGACCCUCAUCCCAGGAUGGAUAGUAUUCUUGGGCUGGCCGUCUAGUGAUCCAAACCAUUGAUCUGAUAUGCCCCAUGGAUGGAAAUAUGUUUCGAAAUCUCCCAGAUUGGAAGAUCCCCGUCAUGUAAUGUUAGGUGUUUUUU